Ruditapes philippinarum (Manila clam) is the source of this 1831-nucleotide messenger RNA. Its product is annotated as U11/U12 small nuclear ribonucleoprotein 48 kDa protein-like. The record is from RefSeq and is a predicted model, not a curated record. Bases 217 to 1437 code for a protein of 406 amino acids. The transcript has 11 exons. NCBI's taxonomy places the organism in Eukaryota, Metazoa, Mollusca, Bivalvia, Venerida, Veneridae.
AGUUAUCUCCCCUUAUCAAAAAAAGAUUUGAGGAGUUUGCCGGUUUGCAAACAAUUCUGACCACUGCAAUUUAGUUUCUAAUUUAUUGUUUUAAGCAUCGUUUUGAUAAUGAAUCACUCACCUGUUUAAUUUUCUACUGCCUGCGAAUUGAAAAUAAGUAAAAUUUUAAAUGUCAUGCGAUAGGAACAAAAUUGUUCCUGAAAGUAAGCCAGUAAAAUGAGUACUGCAGAAACAUCCAGUAUCUCCAACAAAGAAAUUGCCGACAGGCAAAAAUGUUUAGAUUCACUUGGAGAAUUUAUAGACAAAUGUCAGGAAGACAUAACAUCAAUGCUGGACAGUCUUGGCUGGACACCAGAACAUUUUAUGCAGCCAAGAAAUCUUUGUGAAUGUCCCCACAACAGUGAUCAUAGGAUGCCAAAAUCCUCUGUUGAAAAACAUUCACAUUUGUGUAAAAUUGUCAGCCAAGGUUACAGUAAAGAAGAUGCUGAGAAGAUAGCACAAGACAGGUCAUUUUUCUACAAAGAUGCAGCAUGUGUCCACCCUGUAAAAUUAGACUUGGACACUUUAAACUCAGUGCUAUGGAAUCAUCAUGUACAGAACCAUUCAGUAUUUUAUGGUUACAAGAAGGUGCCACAGACAGGCGAGGAGGAGCAGGUAUUGAUGAGUAGGGAGGACAGGUUAGGAAUAGCAGAGUAUGUUAUAAAGAGAGCUAAGGAAGCAAAUAGACUGAAGGAACUAGGACAGGACGAGCUUCUUGUGUCAGAGAACCUGGCCGAUCUCAUUAAAAAAGAUAAUGAGGAAAGAAAAUUAGAUCCAUUUGAAGAGAUGGCAGCUCUGCGUGAUUACAGGAGGCGAAGGCAAACAUAUAGAGCUAAAAAUGUUCAUAUCACGAAGAAAUCUCACACUGAGAUAACACGUGAAGUAAUCAACAAUCAAAUGGAGAUGUACACACAGUCGCUCAAGGAUGAAAUGGGACAUUCUCAAAUGUUAGAUGACCAGGCUGAAACAGAUUCUAGAAGAAUAAAAACAGAAGACAGUACUGGAGAGAAAGAUAGAGAUGAUAGGUCUAGACAUAGAGAUAGUAGAAGAUAUGAUAGAAGUAGAUCCAGAAGUAGAGAUAGAUCAUACAGGUCCUCGAGGAGGAGUAGGUCUAGGAGUAGGGAUAGAAGCAGCAAAUAUAGCAGAGUAGAGAAAGAGGACCGAUUACAGGACAGUAGACGUAGAAGUAGGUCAAGAAGCAGAGAGAGUGGAAAAUCUAAAUACAAACGUAAAAAUAGGUCCCGCAGUAGAUCAAAUAGCUCUGAAAGGUCCAAGAAACCCAAACAUAAAAAACACAAGCAUAAACACAAGAAACAUAAGAAAUCUGACAGGAAAAGUGAGGACAAAGAAAGUGCUGAUAAGGGGGACAACUCUGAGAAAACAUUGGAGGAAAAGUGAAGUCAAUAUUGAAAAGGGAGAUGAUUCGUAUCAAGUGAGGACAAAGAAAGUGCUGAUAAGGGGGACAACUCUGAGAAAACAUUGGAGGAAAAGUGAAGUCAAUAUUGAAAAGGGAGAUAAUAAGUAUUAAUAGUUUGAUCAAAAAGUGAGGACAGAGAAAGUGCUGGUAAGGGAAACAACUCUGGGAAAGCAUUGGAGGAAAAGUGAGGACAGCUUGAGAGGGGGGAUAAUUUCAUACUAAUUAUUAACUCUAAAGUAAGUUUUAUUUAAAUUGAGAUGAUUAGUAUUGAGAGGGAAAGUAAAAUGUGAUGAAAUAUUGCAGGAGUUAUGUGAUGGCCUAGAUUCCUAUGUCAGAAAUUUCUGUUUAGACAGAACUGUGAAACUCCUUGAUGAA